Charadrius vociferus (killdeer) is the source of this 705-nucleotide messenger RNA. RefSeq names its product transcription factor 15 (basic helix-loop-helix) (gene TCF15). The record is from RefSeq and is a predicted model, not a curated record. Gene Ontology annotation, biological process: developmental process; regulation of transcription by RNA polymerase II. NCBI's taxonomy places the organism in Eukaryota, Metazoa, Chordata, Aves, Charadriiformes, Charadriidae. The coding region runs from base 1 to 705 and encodes 234 amino acids. Gene Ontology annotation, molecular function: protein dimerization activity; RNA polymerase II transcription regulatory region sequence-specific DNA binding; DNA-binding transcription factor activity, RNA polymerase II-specific. The transcript has 4 exons.
AUGGGCAUCCUCCUGGGCAUAGACCUCGUCCCAGAGGGGCAUGGGCCGGGGCCCCGCCGCAAGCUGCCGCGGAAACCGGGGCCAAUGGUGAUGGUGAAGCAGAGGCAGGCGGCCAACGCGCGGGAGCGGGACCGGACCCAAAGUGUCAACACGGCCUUCACCGCCCUGCGGACCCUCAUCCCCACCGAGCCGGUGGAUAGGAAGCUGUCCAAGAUCGAGACCCUCCGCCUGGCCUCCAGCUACAUCUCCCACCUGGCCAAUGUCCUGCUGCUGGGCGAGGGCUGUGAGGAUGGGCAGCCCUGCUUCAGUGCCAUCUACGGGGCCAAGGGCGACCUGGACAGCAAACAGCCCCGCAGCAUCUGCACCUUCUGCCUCAGCAACCAGCGGAAAGGGGGCGGCCGGAGGGACGUUGGGGGCAACUGCCUGAAGGUGCGGGGGGUGACCCCCCUGCGAGUAUCGCGAAGGGGCACCGGGGUCCGGCAGCAUCCACCUGAGACAGCGGCAGAGCCGGCCGGAGCCCACGCACGCCAGCCCCAGAGACCGGAGCGGGGAGGGAGGGAGCUGCUCGCCCGAGGCAACCCUGAUGCCACCACCCCGCCAUGUCCCCCCUUGCAGUGGACACCUCAGAGCUGCUCGCAGCACCAGGACCCCGUGCUGGCCAUGGUCCCUGGGGACGUGGGCCCUGCGGGCAGGGACAGGGUGUGA